Messenger RNA from Anthostomella pinea, 327 nucleotides. The record is from the annotation of a GenBank genome assembly. NCBI's taxonomy places the organism in Eukaryota, Fungi, Ascomycota, Sordariomycetes, Xylariales, Xylariaceae.
AUGAGUGGACCUUCGAGGUCUUCAAAGGCGACCAUUGCAGAGGGGAGACCGCAUGGCUCCGACGAUCACGAAGAAACCCCAGGACCAGACUCACCUCCCUCACUGGUUUCAGAUCACGGGAGUGACGCAGGCUCCGGCAGCGACGCGGGCGAUGAGAAAUGGCCUAAAAAUGUUUGGGCUCGUCUAGGCGGGGAGUGCGCCGUUCAUUUCUGGGAAGACGCCAAGGACGAUGGCCUCUGGGUCGACGAGGACGAGAAAUGCGAGGAUUGGGACCCCCAGUUCAACGAGUGGGAGGUGGAAUGUGGCGAUUUUGUCCCGGAGGAUUGA